Peromyscus californicus insignis is the source of this 942-nucleotide messenger RNA. RefSeq names its product vomeronasal type-1 receptor 4-like. Lineage: Eukaryota; Metazoa; Chordata; Mammalia; Rodentia; Cricetidae. The record is from RefSeq and is a predicted model, not a curated record. Gene Ontology annotation, molecular function: pheromone receptor activity. Gene Ontology annotation, cellular component: membrane. Gene Ontology annotation, biological process: G protein-coupled receptor signaling pathway. The transcript has a single exon. The coding region runs from base 10 to 942 and encodes 310 amino acids.
AAUCACAGAAUGAACUUCUGGAUUCUGGCAAUGAGAAUUAUUUUCUUAUCACAAACUACAAUUGGAAUUCUGGGAAAUGUUUUUCUUAUCCUCUAUUAUCUAGUCAUUUACUAUAGAGAAUAUAUGUUAAAGCCCACAGAUUUGAUUCUUGUGAACCUAAUGACAGCCAAUGCCAUGAUCAUACUCUCUUUAGGAGUGCCCCACACAAUGGCAGCUUUUGGGCUGAAGAAGUUCUUAAAUAGUUUUGGAUGCAGGCUCUUACUAUACAUUCAAGCAUUCGGUCGGAGUGUGUCCAUUGGCACCACCUGUCUCUUGAGUGUCUUCCAGACCAUGACCAUCAGACCAAGGGAAUUCUGCUGGAAGGGUCAUAAAUUCAAAAGUAUAAAUUAUAUUUGUUGCUCCAUUUCCCUCCUCUGGGUCUUCUCCAUGUUAAUACAUUUCAUUUCAUUUGUGUACUCAUUUAUCAAAUUUAAUAGCAAAAACAUGACAAGAAAACUAGAUUUUGGAUACUGCAAUAGUGUAGGGGGUGAUGAAAUCAUUGAGUUAUUUCAUGUAGCAUUUGUCAUGUGCCCUGAAGUCUUCUUGUCUAUGCUGAUUACCUGGUCCAGCAGCUCCAUGAUUGUCAUUCUAUACAGACACAAGAAGAGGGUUCAACACAUCCGCAGCUCUCAUGGUUGCAACAAGACCUCACCUGAGUCCAGUGCCACCCAGAACAUCCUUGUUUUAGUGUCUACCUUUCUGAUGUUUUAUAGUCUCUCUUCAAUCUUAAGAGGCUGCAUUACUCUAUUUUAUAAUCACAGCUGGUGGCUGGUGAACAUCACUCCCCUCAUUUCUCUGUGUUUUCCGACUUUUGGACCCUUUGUUCUUAUGAAUCAUUGUUCCAUUGUCUACAAGCUUACCUUGAUAUGGAUCAGGAAUAAAAAUAAUUUAAAUCAUCUUUAA